Messenger RNA from Spinacia oleracea (spinach), 1458 nucleotides. RefSeq lists its product as uncharacterized. The transcript is spliced from 5 exons. The coding region runs from base 965 to 1345 and encodes 126 amino acids. The record is from RefSeq and is a predicted model, not a curated record. NCBI's taxonomy places the organism in Eukaryota, Viridiplantae, Streptophyta, Magnoliopsida, Caryophyllales, Amaranthaceae.
AAACUACAAAAGAUUCAAGGUAAAGUAUGCGAGUAGAGUUAAUGUUGAAUUAAGUCCGAUUUUCCGACAUCUUACUGAAUUUCUCCGCGACUAAUAAAAAAAAUGCAUAAUAGAGUCAUUAAAUUUUUAAAAUUGUCCAUCAUAACUUUUUUUAUAUAUUUGAAUAUGCAUUCUAAACAACUAUGAUUACGGAGUAGUUUUUAUUUGAUUUGUCUACAUGUGCCAAUAAAAGUUCACAAGCUAUCAAGUACAAUUAUAAAUAGUGUAUAUAGGGUUUUCUACUCUUUGAUGUGUAAAUAUUCUUUUAAACAAUUGUCUUUGUUUUUGUGAAAAGAUUUGAUAAAUUGUUGAGUUAGUAGCUAGUUAAACAUUGAUAUUUAAAAUCUAAGCGAGCUACUGUCAGGUGAAGAAUUGGAAGCUGUCAAGGCCAUGCACUUUGCAGAAAGUGAGCAAAAGGAUAUCCUAACUUGGCCUCAAACCAAGAAAGGAAACUUCAGUGCUUAUCACUUUGAAAUGCAGCGUCGAAAGGGUGGUAUUGGGACCUCGAAUGAAAGAGCAUGGGAGCUGACCAUGAUGUUUAUAUGGCAAGUGUCGCAACCUCUGGGUUCAUGAAAAGAAGAAAGUUGAGCCACACAUGCUCUGCACAAGAACUGUGAACCUGCGAAGGAGCGUGAGGUGACAGCUAUGAUAGCUCCUAGUACGGAACCACAAAUUAAAGGUGGCAACCCCCUCCUAUUGGAAGGAUGAAACUGAAUACAGAUGCUGCUACCUCCAAGGACGGGAUGAAUGGUCUUGGACUUGGAAUGGUGGUUCGAGACAAUAUAUGUAGGGGAUGUGUUGAUGUCUGCAAGACGAAGGCUAGAAGCACAAAUACCGACAACCCAAGCAGAAGCUACUGCUCUACUCUUUGGCCUUCACUAUGCUUAUGACGCAGGACUGAGAACACUGGACGUUGAGAGGAAGUAUGGAAAUGCCAAUGCCAAUGCAUGGAGCUGAGAUAUUGCACAGAUGUUUUAUAUUAUCGGACUCUCUCAACAAUUAUAAAUGGAACUGUAUGUAUUUGUUGUCCUUUAUGAUCAUCAGGUUUUACAAAGUAGCUGCAAAUGAUACUAUUAUCUGGUUUCAGCUUUGUGAUGGAAUGAUCUUCAAUCACGAUCCUCUAAGAUGUGCGGAUUGUUGGGAUUGUGGAGGCUCAUCACGGUGCGGAAUGGGUUGCAGUGCUCUUGUGGCACAGUACAGUACUGCAGUCACAUAUUUUGAAAAUACAAAGGACAACACAAAAGCUUCUGUUAUACUGUUAGAUGAUGUAUAUCACCGUGUGCCUUUGAAUUCUGGUCAUAUUUGAAAACGUCCUGAUUGUAUUCUUGUGUUCUCAGCAAGCCAAACCAUAAUGAUGAAGAUGUAUUUAAACGAUGAAAAUAUUGCUGAACAUUGUGGUGUAUAGCUUUUGCUACUUUU